Molecule: messenger RNA, 3084 nt
Organism: Condylura cristata (star-nosed mole)
Lineage: Eukaryota; Metazoa; Chordata; Mammalia; Eulipotyphla; Talpidae
Gene: HERC5
Product: HECT and RLD domain containing E3 ubiquitin protein ligase 5
Exons: 23
Coding region: 1-3072 (1023 amino acids)
Biological process (GO): ISG15-protein conjugation; regulation of defense response to virus; protein ubiquitination
Molecular function (GO): ISG15 transferase activity; ubiquitin protein ligase activity
Source: RefSeq, a predicted model, not a curated record
AUGGAGCGGAGGUCGCAGAGAUGGUCGCGGGGCGGCGCGCGCUCGGGGCCUCGGACGCCCCCCGAGUUCCGCCUCGCGGAAGCCCGGGGUUCCCAGCUCUGGCUAUUCCCCGGCGCCGCGGGCCUCCGCCGCGCGCUGCCCCGCAGGACCGAGGCGAUGCGCCAGAUGUGCUGCACGCAGGGGCGCCUCGUGGUGCUGAAGCGCGGCGGGGCGGCCGUCGAGGUCCACCAGCUGCCGGUGGGGCGGGACGGCGCCAAGAAGCCGAAGUGCAUUAAGUUAGGAAGAAGGAUGAAAAUACAUUCACUGGAUCAAGGAGUAGACCACAUGCUGAUUCUGUCCUCAGAUGGAAAACCGUUUGAAUAUAACUAUAGUGCAGAACGUGCAAGGUUUCAUUGCAUCUUACAAGAAAAAAUUAUAAUUCAGGUCACAUGUGGAGACUAUCAUUCACUUGCACUCUCAAAAGGUGGUGAGCUUUUUGCCUGGGGACAGAACAUACACGGCCAGCUUGGAGUGGGAAGGAAGCUUCCCUCGAUUCCGAUACCUCAGGUUGUGGAGCAGCUCUCAGGAGUCCCCUUGGUGCAGAUCUCGGCAGGGGAAGCCCACAGCAUGGCCUUAUCCAUGUCUGGAAAUGUUUACUCAUGGGGACGAAAUGAUUUUGGACAACUAGGCCUGGGCCACACUGACAAUAAAGAUUCUCCUGCCCUCGUUGAACCCCUGGAUCAUCAGAAAGUUGAAUUUCUCACGUGUGGUGGCUUUCACACUGCCCUGCUCACGAAGGAUGGGCUGGUGUUUACCUUUGGUGCUGGAAAGUUUGGACAGCUUGGUCACAAUUCAACACAGAAUGAGUUAAGACCCUGUUUGGUGACUGAACUUACUGGAAAUAGAGUGACCCAGAUAGCAUGUGGAAGGUGGCACACACUUGCCUAUGUUUCUGAUUUGGGAAAGGUCUUUUCUUUUGGUUCUGGAAAAGAAGGACAACUGGGAAACAGUGGAAAACAUAACCAGCUGAUACCACUUCCUAUGAAAUUGUCAUCAAAUGCAGAACUCAAAUUUGAAAGUCACAUCUCAGGAAAGGUGUUAAUAAUGAUUGCCGGAGGGAAUCAAAGCAUUUUGCUCUGGAUGAAAGCAGAGAAUUCCUAUGUUAAUCUAAAGAGGAACAUUCCUACAUUGAAUGGAGGGACUGUAAAGCGAUGGAUUGCUGGUGUGGGGACUAAGCAGUGGCAAAAUACAAAAAGGGAAAUCAGAGAGAUAUUUUCAUCCCCUGCUUGUCUGACUGGAAGUUUUUUAGAGGAAAGAAUAGCUACAGAAACUACGUCUGUUCAUUUGGAUUUAAAUAAAGCAAGAAACACCUUUAAGGAGUUAUCCCAAAAGGACUGGAUAACUAACACGAUCACCACAUGUCUCAAGGAUAAUCUGUUCAAAAAUCUUCCAUUUCAUUCUCCAUACCAAGAAGCUUUAGAUGUUUUCUUCCUUCUCCCAGAAUGUCCCAUGAUGCAUGAUAGUAACAACUGGGAAAGCCUGGUGGUUCCAUUUGCAGAGGCUGUUUGUAAAAUGAGUGAGCAUUCUUCAAGGGGUCUAGAGGAAUAUUGGGCCUCUCUGCAAGAAUCUGCUUUCAGCGAACUGGUCCAGAUGUUUAAAAGAGCCAUCAUUGCACAGCUGCAUUAUUGGACUGAAAGCACUGAGAAUAAUUAUCACAUUAAAGCUCUCCUAGAAAUGCUGAAAAAGCUGCACAGGGUAAACCAAACUAAAUAUCAACUGCCUGAAAAUAUUUUCAAAGUAAAUGAACUCUCGCACUGGCUUGAUUUUUAUGGAGAAGCAUACAGAAGAUCUUCUUGGAAAAGAAACUCAGAAGCUUCAGUAAACACCCAGUAUCCUGUCAUAUUCAGUCACUUUCCAUUUAUCUUAAAUUUUCUGUCCAAAAUUAAGCUACUAUAUGCAGACUCGCUUUUAAAGAUACAGGAGAAAAAAUUUAGAGCAUGUAUGAGGUUGGUUGGAAUUAUGGAGCAAAGAGAGUCUGAAUUAGCUUUGCUGCCCACCUUGAGUCUAACAGUCAGAAGGAGUCACUUGAUUGAAGAUGUUUUGAAUCAGCUACGUCAGUUUGAAAAUGAAGAUCUGAGGAGAGAGUUACUGGUUUCAUUUAGUGGAGAAAUUGGACAUGGCCUUGGAGGGGUCAAGACAGAAUUUUUCCAUUGUUUGUUUAAAGAGAUGACCCGGCCAGAAUAUGGGAUGUUCGCAUAUCCUGAAGAUGCUUCCUGCAUGUGGUUUCCUGUCAGGCCUAAAUUUGAGAAGAAGAGAUAUUUUUUCUUUGGGGUUCUCUGUGGACUUUCCGUAUUUAAUUGCAAUGUUGCCAACAUCCCUUUCCCACUGGCUCUCUUUAAGAAACUUUUGAACCAAACACCAUCGUUGGAAGAUUUAAAAGAACUGAGUCCUGUUUUGGGAAAGAGAUUGCAAACACUUCUGGAUUAUGAAGGCGAUGAUUUUGAGGAAGUAUUUUUUGUCCUAUUUAAUGUGCAUUGGGAUAAAAAUGAUGUGGACUUAAUUCCUAAUGAAAGUUGCAGAAUUGUCAACCAGACUAACAAGAGAGACUAUGUUUCUAAGUGUGUCAGUUACAUCUUCAACACCUCUGUAAUGGCAGUUUAUGAGGAAUUUCAAACAGGAUUUUACAAAGUAUGUGAUAAGGAGAUCAUUGAAUUUUUCCAUCCCGAAGAACUAAAGGAUGCAAUUAUUGGAAAUACAGAUUAUGACUGGGAAACAUUUGAACAGAAUGCACAUUAUGAACAAGGAUAUGACAAUUCACACCCCACCAUAGUGAUGUUUUGGAAGGCUUUACACAAAUUAACUUUGGAAGAAAAGAAAAAAUUUCUUGUGUUUCUUACAGGAACUGACAGAAUUCAAGUAAAAGGCUUAAGGAACAUGAAGAUAACAUUUUGCUGUCCUGAAAAUUUGAAUGAAAAAGAUCCCAUAAGAGCACAGACAUGUUUUAGUGUCCUCUACCUCCCUAAAUAUUCCACAAUGGAGAGAGUGGAAGAAGCGCUUCAAGUAGCCAUCAACAAUAACAGAGGAUUUAGCUGACCUUCCGUCAUA